AUGCCGCUAUUAGACACCAUGUCUUCUCAGCCUAAGCAGGACCAACAUAUACUUAUUGCGCCCAAGUUCCCACCUACUAUAGACAUGAUUGAGUUAAUUUCUAAAAAAUCGCCUGAUGGCAGAAUUCCUUCCCGAGCGCCAAACGCAUUCAUCAUCUAUCGAAAGGUUUAUGUAGAAACAGCACGCGAGAAGGGACAUUUUUUACCCAUGACUAUUGUAUCCGCUAUGGCAUCACAAAGUUGGGAAUCUGCAGACGAAAUUGUUAAAGCUGAAUACCGACGAAUUGCUAAAGAAGCGUUGAGGGUUCGUAAUGAAAUGUAUCCUAAAUCUGGGAGAAGAAAGAGAAAAGAUAGAUGGAACAUUGUGAGUUUCGAUCCUCCGGCACCUCCACCGAAUAAAAAUGACAGGAGACGCAAAAAUGUUAAGAAUAAUGCAAAAAACAUUAAAGACGUAAAAAUUAAUAGGAAUAUCGAAACUAUUAAAGAUACUAGCCCUGUUAUUUUUGACACAAAUUUCAUACCCGAACUUUCAUAUUCGAAUACGUUACCUAUGUAUACAAACAAUCCUUCGACUUCGAAUCCCAAUUUAUCUACAUCGUUAUACGAAAAAUAUUUAGCAAAAACAGACUUUAAUGCCAAUAAUGCAUUUAAUGACAAAAUCGACUUUAAUGUUAAUAAUGCAUUUGAUAACCAAACAUCACCAGAUCUACAAAAUUUACCAAAUUUACCAAUUGUAAACACAUCGACUAGUUCGAAUAUUUUUACUACUGUACCCAAUGUACCCAAUACUAUUAUCGUUGAUGAUCAAACCCCCGGUCAGUGCAUUCAUCUUUUACCUAAUAAAAUUACUGAAAAUGACUUGGGUACAUACAUACGUAGGUAG
Racocetra fulgida is the source of this 882-nucleotide messenger RNA. NCBI's taxonomy places the organism in Eukaryota, Fungi, Glomeromycota, Glomeromycetes, Diversisporales, Gigasporaceae. The record is from the annotation of a GenBank genome assembly.